AUGACCCGACUUCAGCUUGGCCCCAAACCCACAUUGUUCAACUUCGCCCGAGAAGUCAUCGAUCGAUGGAGCCAGGAGAGAGCAGAGUCCUCCGCUCUCGUUCUGGUGACACAGGGAAAGCGCCGCGAUGUCUCGUAUCGUGAACUUAGCGAGCGUUCAAUUCAAGUUGCGGCCGCCUUGUAUGCACUGGGAGUCCGACAGGGCGAUACCAUUGUCAUCUCGGCCGCACGUUGUCGGGACUUCUAUGAGAUUCUUUGUGCGGCUAUUCGCAGUGGCAUUAUGGUCUGCCCCGUAGCUGGCGCACUGUCUGCCUCCGAUCUUGAAUAUCGCAUUCAGAAAGUUGGUGCUAAAGCCUUCAUCGGCGACCUCCCCCAAAUCCAUAAGGUCUUGUCGAUUCGGUCCCGUCUCCCUACGCUUCGCCACUUGGUCCAGGUCGGAGCCGAUGAAAAGGUCUCCGAAGCACUUGGGUAUCCAGCCCUGGUCUCCAUGGGCCAAGUGAAUGGCGCAGACACCACUAUCGAUUCGGAGGCGAGCUCGCCCUGCGUACUCUACUUUACCUCAGGGUCCACCGGACAGCCCAAGUUGGUUCAGCACAGCCAGAUCUCUCUGGCUUUGAGCAGUCGAAUUGCCGGAGAGCACUGGUGUCAACUCCAUCCGGAUUGUCUCUUCUGGAGUCUCUCCGAAGUAGGCUGGGUCAAAGGAUCGUGGGCAGUCUUCGCUGCCUGGAAUCACGGAGCUGCCCUGCUUGUGGAUGAAACCCCCGGACUGGUGUUUGACCCCAUUCAUACGCUGCAAAUCCUGCACGACUAUUCUGUUACCAAUUUCUGUGCUACUCCGACGGCCUACAGACAACUCGUCACAUCCGUGAGUCGGGAAUUUGCGGCCACCCAUGCGCCUCAAUCCCUAAAAGUCAGCAUUAGUGCCGGAGAGGCAAUUGAAGGGUCUGUGAUCGAGGCCUGGCGACAGGUAACUCGGGGUGUCCCCAUACUCAAUGGGUACGGUCUCACGGAGACAGUCUUCCUCUGCACGGAAUCCACCGAUGAUCAACGACCAGGGUCGAUGGGCCGACCUCUGCCUGGUGUCCCGCUGGAGAUCUUAGGAGAGACGGCAGAGCCUGUCCCAAUUGGGGAAGAAGGAGCUCUGGGAGUGUGCUUGUCUACCUGCGCAGACUCUAUUUACGACGUCUUCAAUGGCUAUGUCGACGAACAGGGGGUUGUGACGCGACCAACGGUGCGCAACGCCGAGGGUAAGGAGUAUUACUUGACCGGGGACCGUGCGUUCCGGGAUGCGGAUGGUUAUUUCUGGUUCAAAGCGCGGAAAGACGAUAUCAUUAAUUGCUCGGGGUAUCGCAUUGGACCCAGCGAAGUGGAAGCUGUUCUACAGAUGCAUCCGGGGGUGCUAGAAUCGGCGGUCAUUGGCAUCCCGGAUGAAGAACGUGGCUCAAUCAUCAAGGCGUAUGUGGUGCUAAACGAGGAGUACGAGCAGCAUCCGCUGCGCAAGCUCAAGGUGGAACUCCGGCAGCAUUGCCUAUACCAUAGCGCCCCAUACAAGUGUCCCCGGGUCAUCGAGUUCCUCUCCAAGACUGAAUUGCCUCGAACGGUAACAGGGAAGGUGCAGCGUCAUGAGCUUCGCGCUCGCGAGCAGAGAAAGUCAUCAGCAUAG
This is a messenger RNA of Aspergillus welwitschiae, 1662 nucleotides long. RefSeq names its product acyl-CoA synthetase. Gene Ontology annotation, molecular function: fatty-acyl-CoA synthase activity; fatty acid ligase activity. Bases 1 to 1662 code for a protein of 553 amino acids. The record is from RefSeq and is a predicted model, not a curated record. Lineage: Eukaryota; Fungi; Ascomycota; Eurotiomycetes; Eurotiales; Aspergillaceae. Gene Ontology annotation, biological process: fatty acid biosynthetic process; acyl-CoA metabolic process. The transcript has a single exon.